UCUCUUCAUUUGUACAACGACUUUUGUUCCUCACAUAGCCCUGAUUGUUUACAAGCGCUUUUGUGUAUUUGGUGGGUUGGAGGGUUCAUUUCUAGUUUGAUUCCAAUUAUCGUUAGCGGUGCAUUUCAGCUUGAAAUCAUUUUCCAAUGGAGUCAUAACCGUUUCGAUUGGCGGUCGUAAAUUAUUCUCGGAAUAUUAGCGAAAUGCAUCCUCUAAAACCACGAUCUUUCCCAACAGUGAUUCACUUGAAUAGUCUCACUUCUCAAGCUGAUUCGUAGUACCCUUUACCGGUGGUAUCUGGGAUUUUUUCGGAGAUCUUCCGGCCUUAUUCUUGAAUCCGGCACAAGUGAGUAAUACGCUAAAUAAUGAGACACCAUCGACGCAAGUUGCUUUUAUUUACACAAAACGAACUUUUGUAUACACAAAGUCGUAUCGGAUUGAGUAUAUAUAUUUUCAGAAAGCUCUGUUCAAAUCAUUGUCGAAUCUAGUAUUGAUCGGGUAAAGUGCGUGUUGAGCAGAUUCUACAUGAUGAAAGACGUGGUGGUGUCUGUUUUGAUUGUUCUAGCAACCUUGCUGAUGGUUUGCCAAGCGAAAAGAUCAACCCCUUCCCGGAUAUUACGAAAGAGAAGUUUCAAACCAAAGGAUGUGGACGAGGACUGCAAAGGGAUAGAAUGCACGUCGCCGAGUCGUUAUCCUGAGAGGCAGAUAAACAAAUUGGCAAGGAGGCUCAGGAUAGAAUCCUUCGGUAAAGUCUUCGAGCCAACGAAAAUGUUCGAUAUAAAACUCAGGUCGCCCUUCGAUGAAGAGGACGAUGAGGGAGAGAACGUUUGCGCCUUUAGGGAAGUCACUAUUUUUCCCAAAACAGCCAAGGAUGAGGAUUAUAAGCUGCGGUUUAUCGUGAACACCAAGGAACAUCAGCAAGGGAUAACCUACCAGCUUUGUACAUCCAAGGAAUCAUUCAUCAAUAGAAUGCUUCUGGGAUACUACUUCUUCUGCAAACAGAACUACAGCACAGUCAGAUUGCUAUAUCUGACUGAAGAUGGACAAUUGGAGUAUGGCAAAUUUCCGGUUCCAAGUGCUUGCGUCUGCUCUUACAAGAAAAAAAUAUGACAGUAGAAACCAUCAUGAAACCGGAAUCUCAGUUUGUUGCAUGUGAUAUAUUUCUGUAAAUCUCUUGUAAAUAUGAUCUCUUAUUUUAAUAAACUAUUUAUUUAUUA
Coccinella septempunctata (seven-spotted ladybird) is the source of this 1217-nucleotide messenger RNA. Its product is annotated as protein spaetzle-like. The record is from RefSeq and is a predicted model, not a curated record. Gene Ontology annotation, biological process: central nervous system formation; regulation of Toll signaling pathway; innate immune response. The transcript is spliced from 3 exons. Bases 526 to 1110 code for a protein of 194 amino acids. Gene Ontology annotation, molecular function: growth factor activity; Toll binding. NCBI's taxonomy places the organism in Eukaryota, Metazoa, Arthropoda, Insecta, Coleoptera, Coccinellidae. Gene Ontology annotation, cellular component: extracellular region.